Molecule: messenger RNA, 3610 nt
Organism: Linepithema humile (Argentine ant)
Lineage: Eukaryota; Metazoa; Arthropoda; Insecta; Hymenoptera; Formicidae
Gene: Poxn
Product: paired box pox-neuro protein
Biological process (GO): anatomical structure development; regulation of transcription by RNA polymerase II
Molecular function (GO): RNA polymerase II cis-regulatory region sequence-specific DNA binding; DNA-binding transcription factor activity, RNA polymerase II-specific
Source: RefSeq, a predicted model, not a curated record
CGUCGCGCGGCCGACCGCAGUCGUCCACCGCGAGUUUGCCCUCGCCGUCGCGCGGACCUGCCACUCCGCCGGCGACCAGGAGUAGCUGCCGCACGUGCUCUGCGCCUCGGGUGCGAGGUGGAAGCGCCGACUUGCCGAGAGGAAAAGUAAGAAGCUGGGGAAAUCGCGCGAGCGGCGACACCGCUGCGAUGAAGCGAGCGGAGCGGGGUUUUCUUUGCUGAAAUGAGAAUUGAACGCGGUUCAUCAGUGAGCUCAACCAGUGGAAGUGGAGCAGCGACGGAAGGACACUAUCGAGGAAGUUGCCGCACGAGGGCUCGAGAACUUUCGUCGACGAUCGAAGACCGAUAAUAGAGACGCUUCGAACGAGAUCGAUCGGAUUCUUCCGACGAAGCUGUUCUUUCGGGAUCGUGCGAUCAAUUGCGAGUGCAAUCCUGCCGACUGAACGGUUAAUCGAGCCGUGAUCUUUACGAUCGGAUUCUUCAAAGAGUCAACGAGUACGUGCAUUCGACGACAGUUGUUACAUCAUUAGACAUUCUCAAGGGGAAUUCCGAGUAAAAGAAGAAUAUCCAGCUUCAUCAAGGACACGUCUAACCGCACAUUUCCGCGCGCGGCUAUCGGAGCGGAAUAAAAAUAGAAGACGGACGACGACGCGCGGAAGGAAGCGCCGAGAAGCAGAUCAUCAGUUCUCACAGCGGAAAAGGUGGUCAUUGCAAGAAAACCUUCCUGUCGUCAUCUGACGUGCGCUCAUAGGUGUACAAUUAUAUAGUCAGCCUUUUUUUCUCUCUCGUCGUCCGCCUCUUUCCGCCUUUCCGGCUUUCGUGUCACAUCCACGUCUUAUUGCCGUGAAAGCGAAGUCACUUCCUGCGUGAGUCGAACGCGCAGCGCCCGCCAGGACGACGAUCGCCUCGACCAAGACGCGACGACGCAAUGUCGACAAGCUGAAUCGGAGCGGAGAAACGAACACACUAAGGAAUAUCGAAGCGAGCGGGAGAUUCUCGGGGACAGCGGAUGCCACUCGGAAGCUGAGGAGCACCGCGGGCCGACACACCAUAAAAAAUCAACAGAUACGGCACGUGAUCGCUCGCCAUCAUGCCGCACACCGGACAAGCCGGGGUGAAUCAAUUAGGCGGCGUCUUUGUGAACGGCAGGCCGCUGCCGGACUGCGUGCGCCAGAGGAUCGUGCAGCUCGCCAUGGUCGGCGUCAGGCCGUGCGACAUAUCGCGGCAGCUACUCGUGUCCCACGGCUGCGUCUCCAAGAUACUCACAAGAUUCUACGAGACAGGCAGCAUCCGGCCCGGCAGCAUCGGCGGCAGCAAGACGAAGCAAGUAGCUACGCCGACUGUGGUAAAAAAAAUUUUACGGAUGAAACAGGAACAACCGACGAUGUUCGCCUGGGAAAUCCGCGAGCAGCUCGCGCGGCAGGGAGCUUGCGAUCCCCAGAGCUUACCCUCCGUAUCGUCGGUGAAUCGCAUCCUCAGAGGCGGCGGGCUUCACACCGAUAUCCCUACCAUCGAGAGCGGCACAUCCGGCGGAUACACGUCGCAAAUUCCGUCGAACGCUGGAACCAGAGACACGCUCAUGAGAACGGACUAUCAAUUGUUCUACCCGGGAGCUCUAGGACCGCUGCACAUCUCCACGAAUACCGGCACCACCGGCACAUCGUCGUGGAAUCAGAGCUUUUACUCGUCCCUCUAUCAAGCGACAACCUUGCACUUGCAGCACGGGAUGCAGUCGUUCGCACCUCUAGACGCUGAACGCCUGUCGGAGCAAAAUGGCGCGCAAAGUCAGCUGGAGUUGAAGUCGAGCUCGAGCUCGACAGCUGGUAGCGACGAUUCGCUGGACAAGAGCGACUUGGACGAGAAUCUGGUCGAGUCGCAAGACCAUUAUAAGUCCUUCCGCAGCACGCCGAUCAUUCUGGAGCUCAGCCAGAAGAUCGGCAGCGAUCGGAGCGCGUUUGUCAGGCACGGCACGCCCAAUUCGCAGGUCGCGAAUAUGGACAACUCGCGAGGGAGUCCCGUAUCGAUCAUCGAAACGUCGAAGCAAGAUCCUCCAACGUCGCACCGGAUUCUCGAGACGAAGAACAACAGCCCGAACACGAUGAUGACGACGAACGAAGGAGCGGCGGUGGAGAAUCAACCGCCGCAGCCGCAAAAGAAGAAGAAUCCCUACUCGAUAGAGGAACUGCUGAAGAAGGACGAGAACAAAUCCGCGCCGAGGCGGCCGAGACUGCCCAAUCUCGGUGUGGUGCAGCCCUGCGGGAUCAUCGUCAGUAAAGAGAUCUAAGGAGAACCGAGGAUGUCGAAGCGCCCGAGCACGCGAAGAAGAACGUCAGGGUGAAACUCUUUGUGUAUGCGAAGUACGAACCGAUGGUGAAUCCUUGCCGAUAUUGCACAGUGUGGGCGUACAUCAUCGACUGUAGGUACGUGUGUAGUAUUAACGGGUGCAAAGAAAAAGCUGAGAGAUAUGUGUGAAGUGUUCGAUCGAUUGAACAGCUCGCUGUCUUGACGCGUAACUCGAAAGUCAUUUCUUUGCACUUGGUGAGUAGCCGUUGCGGACGCAGUGAGAGUAGCGAAUGUCCUAAGUGUCUAACUUUGAGUAUCGAUUAAGUAUAGGAGUUUGAUAGAAGAGAGAUUAAACGGAUGGUUAAAGGCUUUCCCAUUUCUUCCUCGAAAGGGAACGCGGCUGUUUUGUGAAGUUAAAUACAAGCCAUACGUAAUGAUAGGAUCGAUGAUAUAUUGUCGAUUGUAACGUAGCGAAGUAUACGUAAUCCUUGUGUAAGUAAGUUAACUUAUAAUUAAAUUAUUUUCGUUCUUUCCGUUCCGCGUUGCUAAUCUUGACCGCCGUUUCUCGCCGGAUCGACACGCGACUGUUAAUCGGCCAUUUUAAGACUCUGCUUAAGCCGCGGCCCCGCCGCCUAGUUACUAAUCGGGAAAAGAAGCGCUUGGGAAUCCAGCAAAAGUUUUCCACCACUUUCACUAAUUUAUUUCGAAUAGUUCGUCGAGUAACGUCGCUGGUUUACCCGCGCGUAAUUACCGCGUUAACGUAACGCAAUAAAUUUAGCACUUUCCGGCCGCUAAGUCGCGCAAUAAAACUCGACGUUUGCACAUUCCUCUCGAGCCUAAUCGAGAAGUACUUCUGCGCUCGCACAAUAAUCACCGACGGGUACAAAGGUGAGCUGGAAUGCCUGAUCAAAGUCGACGGUGGAAAUUUCAAUCUAGCUUCGUUCGAACGUGAACGGCCAACUGUACUUUUGACAUAUCCGACAGGCCGCUCGACGGUAUCGUUUCGCGACAGGAACGUCCGAGGUCUUCAAGGAAAUGUACGAACGGGCAAUCAUGCGUCCGCGCGUCCAUUGUGAUUCGCGCUUUAGAACCCGAUGAAAAUAGCCGGCGCGAUGCCGUUACACACGGCGUGCCGAGAUCGGGCAAUUAAACGAAAGCCUAAUAAACAAACGGCUGUAAAGCACGCGGAUGGGAUGUGCGCGUGAGUCGCGGCGGCGGUGCAGUAAAGCCAUAAACGGUUCGGUCGAGGGUGUCAUACGUGGACACGCUGUGUGUAUACCUUGUAAAAUACGACGAUACGUUGCUUGCGUAAAGAAAAAAAAAAAAAA